UCUCAGAAACCGAGACUCAAAAGCUUAAAAAUAUAUUCAAGUGUUCAUUCGGUAAACUUUGCUGUGCAAUCAAAGACCCAGUCGAAGUGGGGGCUCAACUGCAGGCAAAGCGUCUAUUAUCUUUCUCACGAUGGAAGAUAUGCUGACAUCACCGAAUCUCGACAAGUAAAGGCCAUAACCUUAGUUCGUACUCUCUACAAGAGUAAAGUCACGUUCGGACAGAAUCUUCACCAUCAUUCAAGUAUUUCUUGACGAUCAGUUGCUACAUGAAGCAGGAAAAGAGUUGUGGUUUGAAACAGGAAAAGUGUGUCCUGACAGAACAGCAUUUCUCUUUGGCAGUAAGCUUCCUCCUUCUCCCCUGAAGGAAAA
This is a messenger RNA of Geodia barretti, 369 nucleotides long. Lineage: Eukaryota; Metazoa; Porifera; Demospongiae; Tetractinellida; Geodiidae. The record is from the annotation of a GenBank genome assembly.